Molecule: messenger RNA, 552 nt
Organism: Aspergillus neoniger CBS 115656
Lineage: Eukaryota; Fungi; Ascomycota; Eurotiomycetes; Eurotiales; Aspergillaceae
Exons: 2
Coding region: 1-552 (183 amino acids)
Source: RefSeq, a predicted model, not a curated record
AUGAACCUUAUAUCGCUGGUUAUUCGCCUGGCUAACGAGCAAGAGCUACUUCAUCGCGGCGGCCCGACCGUGGACGCGCGUACCACAAGAGAAUUAAAGCGGCGCGCGAGCAUGCUCGAGCAGUAUAUUCUCUCAUGGAAGCAGACUCCUGAAUUGAAACCAAUCAAUCCAACAGCAGUGAAGAACGGUCAGGAUACUGCCAUUAGCCAGAAACUUACAGCAAAUCAUUUCAUGAUUCAGGCCAUGCAUCAAGCCAUUAUCUUGUUCUAUUACCGUCGCGUCCCCAACAUCAGCGCUGUAAUCCUCCAAGAUACUGUCCGCAACUGUCUGGAGUGUCUACAACGCUACGACAAAACCCGCAUCGAGGACAGUGAGACUGCGCCGCCCGAUACGCCUGAUACAGCAAUCCUCUGGCCUGGUUUCGUUGCAGCCUACGAGGCAUUAGACCCCGAAUUGCAGAGCGGCCUGCUAGAUUGGCUUAUCAUGACAGGCCAUCGGACCUCAUUGGGCCCGUUUUCUGCAGCUGCAGGGACUGCGCAACCAAUUAUCUGA